AUGGCAGCGAAGGUGGCAGUGAGCGAUGUGGUGUCGCUGCUCUCAGGCGACAAGAGGGACUUCCUCCUCCGUAACAAUGGCGACAAGGUGGCGAUCAGCAGUCUUGACGGGAAAGUGGUUGGUCUCUACUUCUCGGCCUCAUGGUGCAGACCCCGCAGACGCUUCACUCCUCUGCUGAUCGAAGUAUACGAUGAGCUCUCCUCGAAGGGCCAGUGCCAAUUUGAGAUUGUCAUCGUGCCAGCUGAUCACGACGAGGACUCCUUUGAUAGAUACUUUUCGAAGAUGCCGUGGUUGGCAAUCCCAUUUGCGGACUCUAACACACGUAAAAAGCUCGAUAUGCUUUUCAGGGUCGGAGGCAUACCCCACCUUGUCAUCCUCGAUGCCAGCGGCAAGGUCCUUAAUGAACAAGGUAUCGAAGCUGUGCGAGAAUACGGUGCAGAGGGGUAUCCAUUUACUCCUGAGAAGAUCAACCGGUUGAGGGAGGAGGAGGAGGAGGCUGCCAAGAAGGAACAGACUCUUCCAAGACUGUUGGUUUCGCCCUCCCGAGACUACUUGAUCUCCAAUGAUGGGUCCAAGGUUGCCGUGUCGGAUCUCGAAGGGAAGAUAGUGGUUUUGUACUUCUCGAUCAGUGCUUUCACCUGUUGCGCUGAGUUCACUCCGGUGCUGGCUCAAAUCUAUAGGAAGCUCAAGGAAGCCCGGGAGAGCUUUGAGGUUGUGCUGGUGUCGUUAGAUGAUGAGAAAUCGUCCUAUGAACAAGACCUGGCGAGCAUGCCAUGGCUCGCGAUUCCUUUCGAGGACAAGAGCCGUCAGAAGCUUGGCCGCUGCUUUGAUGUCAGGGCCAACCCAGCCUUGGUUGUGAUUGGUGCCGAUGGCAAGACUAUGGAUGUCAAUUACGCUGAGCUCGUCGAAGAGCAUGGAUUUGAUGCGUGGGAAGCGUUCCCGUUUUCUCAGGAGAGAUUGGAUUUGACGGCAGAGAAGGCAAAGGCCAAAAUGAAUGCACAGACACUGGAAUCUCUUCUUGUCUCUGGGGACCUCGAUUAUGUAAUUGGGAAACAAGGCUCGAAGGUUCCGGUGAAGGAGCUUGUCGGCGCGACCAUCCUCCUCUACUUCUCAGCUUGCUGGUGCGAUCGAUACCGCGAAUUUGCUGCCGGGCUGAUCGAGGAAUAACAAAAGAUCAAGAGCAUGGACAGUUCUUUCGAGGUGGUCUUCAUCUCCAGCGACCGCGAUCAGGAUUCUUUCGAGGAGUUCUUCUCAGGCAUGCCUUGGUUGGCGCUGCCGUUUGGUGAUGAGAGGAGGAAAUCUUUGAGCCGCACUUUUAGAGUCCGUGGCAUCCCCUCCCUGGUUGCAAUUGGUCCUACGGGUCGGACUCUCACAAAGGACGCAAGGAAUCUGUUAACGAUCCAUGGAGCUGAUGCCUACCCGUUCAGCGAGGAGAGGAUCAAGGAGUUGGAGCAGAAGAUUGAGGAGAUGGCAAAGGGGUGGCCUGAGAAGGUGAAGCGUGAUCUCCAUGGGCACGAGCUUGUGCUGACCCGCUGCAAGACGUAUUGCUGUGAUGGCUGCGGCGAGAUGGGAAGUAGGUGGUCCUACAGCUGCACCGGGUGCAAUGUCGAUUUCCACCCCAAAUGUGCAUUGAAGGAGGAGAAGAAGGAAGACGAAGAUGAAGAACAUGAUGGAAGGAUACGCGUGUGACGGAGCGGUUUGCCGCGAAGUCUUUUUAAGGUUUUGGCUUGUCUCUGUUCGAACCACGGAAUUCUACGGUGUCUGAGCGUAUGAAUCGAUGAGAAGAACACGACUGACCCUUUUUCACAUCAGAUCAG
This is a messenger RNA of Musa acuminata subsp. malaccensis (wild Malaysian banana), 1817 nucleotides long. Its product is annotated as probable nucleoredoxin 1-1. Gene Ontology annotation, molecular function: thioredoxin-disulfide reductase (NADPH) activity. The record is from RefSeq and is a predicted model, not a curated record. Lineage: Eukaryota; Viridiplantae; Streptophyta; Magnoliopsida; Zingiberales; Musaceae.